AUUCUUUAGAACAUGAAGAUCACAGGAAAAUUAGAAAAAUGGAGAGUGGAAGAAGCAAAGAAUGUAUCCAGUGUUACCCUCUGACAUGAUUUUUAGCUCUUAGAGAUUAACACCGGGCACUGUAAUACUAGGUAGGUAAGAGGAAAAAGCAUGGCUAUCAGUAUUUUUCUUACAUCUAACACGAGUAUCUUGGCUUCAAAGUUACUCCAUGCAGGGCUGUUUGAUGAACUACGCUGAGAAGAUACGCUAUUUAUUUAAAUACCGUAUCUCUAUGAUAACUGAUAAUAAAGAAGAUGCUUUAAUUUUUGCAAUAUAGUCUUUCUCAGUUCACGGACAGACUUCUGGAUCUUUAUUUAUUGUUCUGUACCUUGUGUUGGUUGUACCAGUAGGUUAUCUAAGUGUUACUGCAUGUCAAAGAGUAGUGACUUCAAUACUGAACCUGCUUAAAUCUGCCUCUCCACAUUGUCUCCUGGAUCUUGUUUUUUGCACUAGUAAAAGUGAAAGGGUCCAGUAGGGGGAGCUUGAAGGCCAAACAACAACAAGAAGAACAGAAAAGAUACUAUUUUGCUUUAAAAAUGAAGAUAACUGUCAAAUAGAAACAUAAAUGGUUUACAAUAUGCAGACAGUAAGUAUCUUGUAGCAUUAAGUUAAAAACAGUGGCAGUUAGAACUGUGAAUUUGAAAUACUGAGGCACUGUAAGAACAGACCAGAUUCCAGCUGCACGUUCACCUGCUGCCCUUGGGCUGGAACUUUGACCAGGCAGCCUUGCACAGACAUACCAGAUAGCGAAAAAAAAAAGAAAAAAAAGCCUGGAUGAAAAGGUGAGCAUACAGCAGUGAGUAAUAAUAAUCAAAAGAGAUGUAGGUGCUUUCUCACAGAGUGUGAUGUUAUGGAACAGUCAUAUUCUGUUGGAGAUGCUCUUCUGAAUUCAUAUAGCUGAAUUCCAGGAGAGAAACACCAGGUGCAAUCUCCCUCUGUCUCCGUAAGUCUUUCAACACAUGCUGUGCUUCCCACUGAGAGACUCUGAGGGGAAAGGAGUUGCCGCAGAGGCUCUGGCCAUUACAGAUCAUUACAGGCCCAUAGGGCAGCACGGGCAGCCCGCGCAGGACGAGCCCUGCUGCCCUCUCCGGCUGCUCUCAGCUCUCCUACAGCCCUUCUAAACUCAACCCGAGGCACGGGCAGCGGCACACACAAGCAUCAUCCCUCCGAGCCCAAGCGCCCGACCAGGAAAAAGGCCAGACAUUCACCUGCUAUGAUAAUUUCCACAACAAUGCGCUUAACGAGCCGAAAAUGAAGCACCUUCCAGCCCUGACAACGCCUUCGCACCUCCUCUUCCUCCCGGUACUUCAGUAAGGAAGAGCUGCGCAUGCGCGGCUUGAGGGCGCGUCCCGCCCUUUUGGGGUGAGAGCGGGAGGCGGCGGGGCUUCUGGAAGAUCGUGGAACUUUCUGUGGUAGUGCUGAGGUAGCACUUGCAGUAAUCCUGUGUCUUUCUGAGUGUUGAAGAGGACUUAACGGCUGGGCAUUAUGGAAGUCUUCGUAUUACGGAUUGAAGAUCCAGGUUGCUUUUGGGUUACUAUGAAAGGAUGCGGGCCUCAUGUAGUUGAUGAAAUAGAGUAUAAAAAGCUGAACGCAGAAAUGAAUCAGUUCUAUGACAAAGCUUGUGAAGAUGAAGUAAAGCCAAUAACAUUAGAAAAAGACCAGCUUUGUGUGGUUUUCAGCAAGGAGCUGAAGUGCUGGUGUAGAGCAGUUGUUAAGACGAUCAUGCACUGUGCAGACCAUUAUCAAAUAGAAUGUUUUCUAGUGGAUUAUGCAAAGUAUGUUUUUGUUAAAUCAAAACAUGUUCGAGUUGCAGUGGAAGAAUUUAUGCAAAUCCCAUUUAGAGCAAAAAAAUGUGGAUUGUAUCGCACAAAGCCUGUGACCUUGCAUGUCAACCUCUGUGAAGAUACAGCAAAAAUAGUACCAGCCAAAAGAUGGGAUAAUGCUGCUACGCGGUAUUUUCAAAGUCUUCUGGAAGCAACUACACAAAUCAAAGCGAAGUUAUGUUCUGUGGAAGAUGAUACAUUUCAUGUUAUUCUUUAUGUGACAGUAGAAGAUGAAAAGGUAUGCAUUAAUGAUGAUCUUGUCUUAAAGAAGUUUGCUCAUUUUGAGGAAGCUAAAGAGAAUGUUCACAGUCCAACAAAAGAACAAGAUAACCAGACAUCUUUAAAUGUUGAUUCUCCUCCAGUAGAAAUUGUUAAUCCAGCACUUGCUUUCAGGCUAGUGUGGUUGCAAGAGAAGGUACCAAUGAAACUUGAAGCAGGCCAUACUGCUUCUAGUUCCUCUCUUGAAAAGACAUACAAAAGAUCAAACAUGGAUCUCAAUGAAAAUAAUGAAUAUACAUCUCAGAACCUUAGAGAAGAACGAAGCUUUGUCUUUCUUAGCAACAAAAUUGAGCCAACUUCAAUUUUGGAAAAAGCACCACUUCAUGAUAAUCUGAAAAAGGAACUUGCUCAGGAUAAGUUUUUAGGCCCUAACUUCGCAGAAUCUUACUCUUGGCCAGCAAUAGCUCGAGGAUGUGACGUACUUACCAUCUCCUAUCAAGGAAAUGACCCUUUCUUAUAUAUUCCACCAGUUCUUACUUUCUUGCAAAUGGAAAACUGCUACAAAGCCUUGCCAAAAAGAAGUGGACCACUGGUGCUUAUUUUAUGUCCUGGUUGGAGGAAGGCACAGCUUGUUUUUGAGUUACUGCAAAAAUACAGCAGAUGCUCCAGACUGAGUUGUCCAAUGUUGAUAAUACUUGGGAAGAAAAGAGAAGAAGCUGAAACAGUGAAAAUCCAAGGACGUGAAAUAAUUGUGACUACACCGUACAGUCUCCUGAGAUUGUAUAAAUAUCACCUUUCCUUGUUUUCUGGACUUUGCCAUCUUAUUUUGGAUGAAAUUGAGGUACUAUUCUCUGAAGCUGCUGAACAGGUUUCUGUUAUACUAGGUUACUACAAGAAAAAUCUCGUUAAUGAGGAAUGGAAGUACUCACCACAUCAAAUUAUUGCUGUUGGAACUCAAUGGAAUAAGCAUAUAGGAAUCUUAAUAAAGGAAUUCAUGAAUGAUCCUUACAUUGUGAUAACAGCUUUGGAAGAAGCUUCCAUUUAUGGAAAUGUGCAACAGGUUGUGCAGCAUUGUGUGAGCAGUGAGAGAACUGCUGUGUUACUCAAAAUAAUGGAUUUUACUCCUAAUAAUCUUCAGAAGGUGCUGGUUUUCACUAAUUCCAUAGAUGAAGUAGAAAUAGUAUAUCAGGCACUGAAGAGUGACUCAGUAUUUGUCUUCAAAAUACAUAAGGAAAUGGAGUUUAAUUUCAAGGAUUUCUUGGAGCAUUGGACAAGAAGCUAUAGCAGUGGCAGUCAUGUUGUAUUAGUUCUAACAGAUGACUGCAUGCAGUUCUUGGAGAUUACAGAUGCGUCUUGUGUGAUACAUUUCAGUUUUCCUUCUUCUCCAACAAUCUUCGGUCAGCGUCUACACAGCAUGUCUGACAACUUCCAUAGUAUGAUAAAGGAAUCAUCUGAUCAGGACCAUCGACAGGCAAGGUCAGUCAUAAUGCUAACAGAAAACAGUGAGUGCCACACUGUUGGUAUCCUGCGCUAUUUGGAGCGUGCUGAAGCUGACAUUCCACCAGGAUUGGCUGGAGUGCUAGAAGCUGAAGAAAAGAAGAAAUUUGCAAGGCCAUUGUGCACCUAUCUUAAAAUGUUUGGGACUUGCAAGAAUAGAACAGUAUGUCCAGAUCGUCAUCAAAUUAAUUCACAAAUAGACAUGCUCCAGAAUAUGGCAUCUAAAACUAUACAAACAUCUGGAUAUGUGACAGUGCUUCCUCUCCACGUUGUAAAUGCAACAAACUACUUUGGUCGUAUUGUAGAUAAACAGAAGGAUCAAUAUAUGAUUCUUGCUGAAGAAAUCAAUGAAUAUUUUAAGGAGACUAGUAAUAGAGUUGCUGCUCAAAAGGUAGAAAAACUAGCUUUGUAUGGAUUCUGUGAGGAAACAGUCUUUCACAGGGUCCAGGUGGUAGAGACUUCUUCAAAAGAAGAAGGAAAUUUUAACAUCAAAAUCAAAUACGUAGAUGAAGGCAGAACUAGUCAAGCUCAGAGCUCUCAGCUUCUUCACUUACCUGCAAGAUUUCAGCAUCUGCCACCUCAAGCUGUGGAAUUUGUAGUUUGUAGAGUUAAACCCAUUGAUAAUGACACUGAGUGGAACCCAAGGGUGACUCGUUAUAUUCAUCAGAAAAUUGAAAGGAAACCACAUGAAGCAAAGGUAGUACUUACUCUAGGAAAUACAGUUUGGAUUGACCCAAUGGUCCGGGUUACCAGGCUUUCAGAUUUGAAGAUGUAUGUCAAUGAAUACAGCGUGCGAUCCGAGAUUUUGUCUACAGGUCUGGGAACUGAUAAUCCAGAACAUAUAUUGCAACUUCAGAAGUUGUGUGAGCACGUGAAGUUAAGUCAUACAAAGAAUUUGGAGCCUUUAAGCAUAAAGGAGGAUGCAGCUAGUCCUGAAAAUGUGUCUGCGCUGCAGGAUGUGUCCCUAAAGGAAAAUUCUUCAGAAAACUGUAAUUCUUCUAAAGUGACUAUGGGGAGUCAUCUGUGUGAUGGUGUUGCUCAAACUAAGGAAGCAGAAGACUCUUCACUGCAUCAGCAGAAAUGUUUCUAUCCAAAAAUAAAAUGGUUUGAAAAUGAAGAGGCUGUUACAGUGAAGGUUCGAAUAGCAAGGAUAGCUGACUACAAAUGUGAAUUCUCCAAGGAAAAGGUAAUUUUCAGUGCCUGCUCAGAAGGCAGAUUUUACUUGGCCGAUAUGGAAUUGUAUCAGUGUAUACUUACAGAAAAGUCUGCGUGUGUGAUUAAGGAUAAAGAGGCUAUUAUUGUCCUCAGAAAAGAGAAAAAAGGAGCAUGGUGCAAGUUACUAAAGAACAAGAAUCCUCAUGUGUCUUUUGACUUUGAAUACUGGGAAGAUGAUGAAGACAAAAGCCCUUUUCCAGUUGGUACUAAAAAGCUGCAUUGCACUGCUGCAGUGACAGAAGAACUGGUUGACUUUUCAGAAGACAGUGGUGCAGAAAGUGAUGAGUAAUUGGGAAAUGUCUGUUUUUUCUUUCUGUUAAGGUUAAUAUUGUAAAGUAGUAUCUGUUGCACUCCCAAAAUUGAUGGAACUGAAUGUAUAGAUUGCAGAAUUGUCUUUAAUUUUAGGAGGAUGAUGGUAAGCAAAGACCUUACUUGGGUUCUAAGCAUCUGGAGAAAUACUCUACAUGAUAACUUCAUAUAUAUGUAUUCCAGUGUCUUUACUUCAGAACUUUUGGCUUUAAUGAUUUUGUGCAAAUAUGUACAUGUAUUUACGUUGAAGAGCUUCUAAUUUACCUUUCUUAGUUUGCUGUGGUAGCAGUAGAUAAUUUUUUUGUGGUUUAAUAAGUUCUGAUGACCGGUUGAUUGUUUCUACCACAAGCCUCCAUGUGCGUACAGCAUCAGCUUUGUAACUGCCUGUUUGUCAGCUCUGCAUAAAUAAACUCAGAUGGCAAUCUUCCUUUGACUGCAAAUACUUUGACUUGUUAUAAAAUACAAUUCUGUGGUAACUAUCAUAACUACUGUACAACAUCAGUGGAAUUGGUGCCAUGAUAGAAUAUUCAGUGUUUAUUUUCAAUUUCAUGUUUCCACUUUCCCGAAUUCUUUUUCUUAUUUCAUGCUCUGUCGCUUCUGAAACUCGUCUCGUCUGUGGAAUCUUGUCAGCCUAUCCCAAAGGCUUUGCACUUCUAUAUGUAAUUUUUCAGUAAACAGUUUUUCACUGUUACAUUUGUACACAUUUAAAAAAAUAAAAUAAAAUCUCACAGUGAUGAACUUGU
Messenger RNA from Tympanuchus pallidicinctus (lesser prairie-chicken), 5845 nucleotides. It is a transcript of the gene TDRD12, whose product is annotated as tudor domain containing 12. The coding region runs from base 1525 to 5082 and encodes 1185 amino acids. Gene Ontology annotation, molecular function: metal ion binding; nucleic acid binding; ATP binding. The transcript is spliced from 30 exons. The record is from RefSeq and is a predicted model, not a curated record. Gene Ontology annotation, biological process: transposable element silencing; germ-line stem cell division. NCBI's taxonomy places the organism in Eukaryota, Metazoa, Chordata, Aves, Galliformes, Phasianidae.